Messenger RNA from Neogale vison (American mink), 3852 nucleotides. It is a transcript of the gene KCNJ9, whose product is annotated as potassium inwardly rectifying channel subfamily J member 9. The record is from RefSeq and is a predicted model, not a curated record. Gene Ontology annotation, molecular function: G-protein activated inward rectifier potassium channel activity. Gene Ontology annotation, cellular component: plasma membrane. Lineage: Eukaryota; Metazoa; Chordata; Mammalia; Carnivora; Mustelidae. Gene Ontology annotation, biological process: potassium ion import across plasma membrane; regulation of monoatomic ion transmembrane transport. The transcript has 3 exons. The coding region runs from base 198 to 1376 and encodes 392 amino acids.
CUGGGAAGUGGGGAUGACACAGAUAGCAGGUCCUAGCCAGAGCUGCCGCUGCAUGUAGGAGAAACAACGGUGUCUGUGGCUCCCACCCUCCACGGGGGCCGGGGAAGGGGUGGUGUCAGGGGCAUGGACGCUACGCCCCGGGGGUCUCUGCUGCCGGCUACUCUCCUCUCCACGCGCUGCCCCCUGCGGCCGCCGCCAUGGCGCGCGCCGGUGCCCCCCGCUCCCCGGGCCGCGAGCCCCCGCGCCGCCGCGGCCGCCAGCGCUACGUGGAGAAGGACGGCCGCUGCAACGUGCAGCAGGGCAACGUGCGCGAGCCGGGCCGCUACCUGACCGACCUGUUCACCACGCUGGCCGACCUGCAGUGGCGCCUCAGCCUGCUCUUCUUCGUGCUCGCCUACGCGCUCACCUGGCUCUUCUUCGGCGCCAUCUGGUGGCUCGUGGCCUACGGCCGCGGCGACCUGGAGCACCUGGGCGACGCGGCGUGGACGCCGUGCGUCAACAACCUCAACGGCUUCGUGGCCGCCUUCCUGUUCUCCAUCGAGACGGAGACCACCAUCGGCUACGGCCACCGCGUCAUCACCGACCAGUGCCCCGAGGGCAUCGCGCUGCUGCUGCUGCAGGCCAUCCUGGGCUCCAUGGUGAACGCCUUCAUGGUGGGCUGCAUGUUCGUCAAGAUCUCGCAGCCCAACAAGCGCGCCGCCACGCUCGUCUUCUCGUCGCACGCCGUCGUGUCGCUGCGCGACGGCCGCCUCUGCCUCAUGUUCCGCGUGGGCGACCUGCGCUCGUCGCACAUCGUCGAGGCCUCCAUCCGCGCCAAGCUCAUCCGCUCGCGCCAGACGCUGGAGGGCGAGUUCAUCCCGCUGCACCAGACCGACCUCAGCGUGGGCUUCGACACGGGCGACGACCGCCUCUUCCUCGUGUCGCCGCUCGUCAUCAGCCACGAGAUCGACGCCGCCAGCCCGUUCUGGGAGGCGUCGCGCCGCGCCCUGGAGAGGGACGACUUCGAGAUCGUCGUCAUCCUGGAGGGCAUGGUGGAAGCCACGGGAAUGACUUGCCAAGCUCGGAGUUCCUACCUCGUGGAUGAGGUUCUGUGGGGCCACCGCUUCACGUCAGUGCUCACCCUGGAGGAUGGCUUCUAUGAGGUGGACUAUGCCAGCUUCCACCAGACCUUUGAGGUGCCCACACCCUCGUGCAGCGCCCGGGAGCUGGCCGAAGCUGCUGCCCGCCUCGACGCCCAUCUGUACUGGUCCAUCCCCAGCCGGCUGGAUGAGAAGGUGGAGGAGGAGGGGGCCGGGGAGGGGGCGGGGGCAGAGGCUGGCGCUGACAAGGAGCAGAACGGCUGCCUGCCGCCCCCAGAGAGUGAGUCCAAGGUGUGACCCGUUCCCUCCAGACCCCUGUGGCAGGGCCAGACACUGGUACCCGGGAGCUGGAUGUCCGAGGCCGAGAAGGAGGCAGGCAAGAGCCCUGGGCAUGUGCUGAAGCUGGGGAGCGCCCUCGGAAUCUUAAGCCUAGAAUCCAGUAAAAGCUAGGGCGUCUGAUUUCGUGGAGGGUGGGGAUGGGCGAACGUGCCAGCCUGUGUUUGUCCUUCACGUCUGUUCAGGGUGGAUGGCUGGAGCGAAGGGUGGACUGCCGUGGGCCACAUGGGGAGGUGGUAGCGGAGUGAGGGCCGCUGGGGGCUCCGUAAACUGGCAGACAGAGGUGGUGCACUUGGGGCUGCUGCUAACCCAGAGAGAGGGACUUGCAAGUUCUAAAAAGGCACCCUUUACCCCCAGGCCAAUGCCACCCCAAACCAGCGCGCACUGUGUGGGGAACAGAGCGCGGGCUAGAUUUUAGUCCCCCCUCGUCUCCUUGGCCAGCCUCCCCGUGUAUGGCACACCUGUCUCGCUGGACACAGUGGCCGAGCUGACCCAGAGGAGAGGAGGCUAGAUGGUAGGUGGGCAGAGAUGAGGGUCACCAUGGUGACAGGGGGAGCAAAAGGAUGGGCCCUGCAGGCGUGGCUCAGCGGGGUGUGAAUGACCUUGCCCCCAGUGCAGGAAAACACACGGUGCCUGACCCCGUAGCAGGGCCUGGAAAGGAGAAAAGGAGAACCAGGGACAGCUGUUUUCUGAGAGCGAAUGAGAUCUCAAUAGCGCCUCGGAGGCAGGAGGUAGGGGACAUUCUGGGGAGCAGGAGGGGUCAGGAGAGAGAUUCAGAAAGUGAGUUCGCUAGACCUGGGACACAGGGGCCCGCCGGAAAAAAAGAAAAUUUGUCUUGGGGCCCAAUGAUAGGGCAUUCCCAGAAUUUCUUGGGGCACACCAAGUACAGAGCAUGGACCCCGCGAAGGUGGGGUGGGCAUUCAGAGCGCAGUGCGCCCAGGGAAACAGAGAAGUCAGCCCCUGCGGCAACUGGACAAGGUAUGGUCCGGACUGAGCCCGAGCCCUCCCUCAGAGCAGAGGGCAGGAGGGCUUGGUGAUGGGAAAUCUAGGGAGAAUGAGUAAGCCAGCGGUUACCAAACCCGGGUGUGUGUCAGUCACCUGGGUAGCUUGCGAAAGCACAGACCUCUGGGCCCCACUCCCAGAGUUCCUGACUCAGUAGGUCUGGGGUAGAGAUCCAAAACUGGCCUUUCCAGCAUGUUCCCAGGUCAUGCUGACGCUGCUAGACCGGGGGCUGCCCUUGGAGAACCACGGCCCUACACAGAAGACUUGGGAGUCGUAUCAGGAGUAGCUGAAGGGGACGGAGGAGAAGCUGAGAGGGAGCGGAGAAGCUGGGCAGUAGCUAAGGGGAGCGGAGGGGGGCUGGGGUUGCUGAGGAGAAACCGAGGACAUGGGGGGCAGAGACGGAACUAUAGACCACUGUGGGUGGGAAAGGGGACCCUGAAGCCCAGGCUGACAAGUUAAGCUCUGGGCCUGGGAACGCAGUCAUCAGGGAAAACUCGGGUGAUGGUGUUCGGGGAAGAUGAACAGGCGAGAUAGGGAAACCCCCGAGGGGUUGCUGGGCAGGGGCUGGGGCUGGAGCGGGACAGGCCUCUGCGACCGGAGAGUGAGGCCCUCGUAGGACUUAAGAGUGGGUGAAUGUGGGUGACAAUGUGAGGCAGAAGCGGGAUGUGUCUGCGGCCUGAUGUCUGCCCAGCUGGGGCCACAGGCCCCGGAUACACGGUUCCCGUCCCACCCCACCCCUUCCGGGUCAUCAGAAUCACAGCGGGGGGGGGGGCAGCCGUCCAGGAUGGGGAGGGGGGAGCGAUGACAGUCUCGGACAGACGGAGGUGGAGGGGCCUCCUGAGAGAAAAGGGUCGGUUCCAGGCAACGGCUUACUCCCACAGCACAGCCAGGCGGGGACCUCCUCUCCUUGGUCCUGGCCACACUCUGCCUCUGUGCUUUAAUAAAAGACGGAGCCCCUCGGGGGAAAGCAGCCCAGUCGGCUCCAUUCCAGACUGGGAAGCCGAGGUCCUGUGGGUCCCAGGGCCUCCUGCAAGCAGGAGGGGGUCGGAGAGAACGGGUGCCCCAGAGAAACCGCUCUGCCUCCGGUCACAGGGCUACCUGAGUCACCGGCAGUCAAAGAUGAGGUCCUGGACCCUGGCCUCGGCUGUUCCCUCAAGAACAAAUGGUGUAGGACAGGGUUAUUAGGUUUAAUUCGGUGGAACAGGUGAGUCUGGACAGGAGGGGCUGUUGGUAGCCGUGCCGCUCAGUUACAGCUCAGGGCUCCGCUGUGCACAGUGCGAGAAGGCGGGAGCCCUCCAGUGGGCUCCUGACGCUGCCGCUAAUUAGCUCCAUGACUCUGGGCAAGUUACACCACUUCUCUGGGCCUCAGUUUCCCCUUCUGUAAAAAUUACACUUAGCGUACUAGUAAUGCUCAAUAAAUGUUUAAACAACUGAA